AUGGGUAGCUUCUUCUAUUCUCCGGCUGAAGACUACGCUUCUUCUCUAUACAAUCUAUCUAUCUUAGUCUGUUCAUAUCUAUCUAUCAAUCUAUCUAUCUAUCUAUCUAUCUAUCACACUGAUAAUCUCUCUCUCUUUCUGUCUAUCACUGUUCCGUGUCUCUCUAUAUAUAUCAAUCAAUCUCAAUCUUUUAUAUCUAUCUAUCAAUCUCCGUCUGUUUCUAUCUAUCUAUCUAUCUAUCUAUCUAUCUAUCUAUCUAUCUAUCUAUCUAUCUAUCUCAAAAAAAACAUUUUCACGAAAAUCUAUCUAUCUAUCUAUCUAUCUAUCUAUCUAUCUAUCUAUCUAUCUAUCUAUCACACUGCUUAUAUCUCUCUCUCUCCUUCUGUCCAUCACUGUUCUGUAUCUCUCUAUAUAUCAAUCAAUCUGAGUCUUUUAUAUCUAUCUCUCAAUCUCUGUCUAUUUCUUUCAAUCUAUCUCUCUAUGUUAGUCUGUUUAUAUCUAUCUAUCUAUCUAUCACUGCUAAUCACACUCUCUCUCUUUCUAUCUAUCACUACUUUUAUAUCUAUCUCUCAAUCUCCAUGUGUUUCUUUCAAUCUAUCUAUCUAUCUAUCUAUGUUAGUCUGUUCAUAUCUAUCUAUCUAUCUAUCUAUCUAUCUAUCUAUCUAUCUAUCUAUCACAGUGCUAAUCUCUAUCUCUCUCUCUUUCUGUCUAUCACUGUUUCGUGUCUCUCUAUAUAUCAAUCAAUCUCAGUCUUUUAAAUCUAUCUAUGAAUCUCCAUCUGUUUCUUUCAUUCUAUCUAUCUAUCUAUCUAUCUAUCUAUCUAUCUAUCUAUCUCAGUCUGUUCAUAUGCAUGUAUGUAUGUAG
Acanthosepion pharaonis is the source of this 864-nucleotide messenger RNA. Lineage: Eukaryota; Metazoa; Mollusca; Cephalopoda; Sepiida; Sepiidae. The record is from the annotation of a GenBank genome assembly.